This is a messenger RNA of Nerophis lumbriciformis (worm pipefish), 1128 nucleotides long. RefSeq names its product chromobox homolog 1b (HP1 beta homolog Drosophila) (gene cbx1b). The record is from RefSeq and is a predicted model, not a curated record. NCBI's taxonomy places the organism in Eukaryota, Metazoa, Chordata, Actinopteri, Syngnathiformes, Syngnathidae. Gene Ontology annotation, cellular component: nucleus.
CGCCCCUCUGUCCUCACAGCAGCCGAAGGGGCGGAGACGCUAGCAUUUAGCAUCGAUCUCAGGCUAACCACGGUGGGGGGGAAAACAACAACAAUUAAACGUUAGUGGCUUCUCCCAAAAGUUUAACGUAUCGUUGUGAUUAUUGUCAGGCGGCGGAGUUCAAGUGAUCCGGAAGCGUGUGGCAGCGGAACCUGCUGGUCCCCACGUCUACCUGCUGAGUAUGAGCCUGACUACAGAACCGCCUAGUGAUGGCCCAAGUGUUCCUGAAGAAAGUGAUGGAAAGGCCAUCGUUCUUGACUUCAACGCCAACACGAGUGCGAGUGGCUGCAAGGCGCCGACGACUGCAGAGAUCAAAACGGUGGCCGUGGAGAAGAAGGACAAGAAGGCGGAGGACGUAGCGGAGGAGGAGGAAGAGGAGGAGGAGUACGUGGUGGAAAAGGUCCUGAAUCGGCGGGUGGUGAAAGGGAGAGUGGAGUACCUCCUCAAGUGGAAAGGCUUCUCCAACGAAGACAACACGUGGGAGCCCGAGGACAACCUGGACUGUCCCGACCUCAUCGCCGAGUUCCUGCAGUCCCAGAAGUCUGCGCACGAAGGGAAGAGGAAGGCGGACGGAGACGGCGAGGAGAGCAAGUCGAAGAGGAAGAAAGAUGACACAGAGAAGUUGAGAGGCUUCGCCCGAGGUUUGGACCCGGAGAGAAUCAUCGGCGCCACGGACUCGACAGGAGAGCUCAUGUUCCUAAUGAAGUGGAAAAACUCUGACGAGGCGGACCUGGUGCCAGCGAAGGAGGCCAACGUGAAGUGUCCGCAGGUGGUCAUCUGUUUCUACGAGGAGCGGCUCACCUGGCACUCGUACCCCAGCGAAGACGAGAAAAAAGAUGAGAAAAACUAACAGAAAAAUGUUUUGAUCUUGGUUGUACUUUGGAUUCUGGGGGGGAUUAGUCAUGUGACCGCAUUGUGUUAGUGAGGGUGAAAUGUGUAAGUAAGCUCACGUCACUUUUGGUCCAACUUUUACUUUCACUAUCGUGCCAUCUUCUUCUUUUUACCUCCUUUUGCUUGCUCGUUGUGAUCUUCGGUGUGUUUUUCAUGUUUUCGCCGACAUUUUUGGACAAAAUAAACCACUUUUUGUUA